Molecule: messenger RNA, 4305 nt
Organism: Microbotryum saponariae
Lineage: Eukaryota; Fungi; Basidiomycota; Microbotryomycetes; Microbotryales; Microbotryaceae
Source: the annotation of a GenBank genome assembly
AUGGACCCCUUGACGACCGGUUCGCCCAGCGCACUUUCACCUGUACCUGCAGCUGAGCCAACACCUGCGCCUGUAUCUACAACCGAGACGACACCUGCAGCGGUCGUGCUGUCCCCAUCGACGACACCGGUGCCGACCGCGUCCAAGUCGAGUGAUCGAACACCGUCACCGCUCUCGGCUGCUGCGACGUCCAUCAUCGGCACUUCCGACACGACCGACAUCUCAACUUCACCUCUUGCAUCUUCUGCUGCACCCCCCACGCACUCCCUCGGCUCUGGCGCACCGGUAGCAGCUGUCUCGGACCCGGAGAACAUCACCGCGCCCGCGCCGCAGUCAUCGUCGAACGGACUGGUGCUCCCUCCCGCGCCACAUCGACGACCGCGACGACGGGAUGCGCCCCCGCUCAAGGGGAUCCUCAAACCGCCAACUGCCCCGUCCAAGACGUUCUCGUUUCGAAGGGAUAUCCUCCAGUCGUUCAACUCGAGAUUGGCCUACGCGACCAGUCUCAGCGCCAAUACCACCGCCGCUGCCGCCGCUGCUGCUGCUGCUGCUGCUGCUGCCUCCUCGUCAGCUUCGUCUCAGGACCGGCAAGGCCAUUCGGACGGCAGCACAUCAGCUUCGAUUGUGCCCGCUGCGGUGGCUUUAGGGAACGGCGUCGAGGCGUUCAAGAAUGUUGUCACGGCAGCCGCAGGGACGGGACAGGGCGCUGCCGCCGCCGCGGGUGGCUUCUUUGGCUCGGCGUUUAAGAGGUUCAGCACCGGCGUGAGCAACGUCGCGGCGGGUGGGCAUGCAGCUCCGUUGCAACGCGAUUUGACCGACGAUCCACCGACACCACCCCACCGCGACGAGCGGUAUGCCCCUGUUCUCGGAGCCGACAUAGCAAGCUCGGUCCUGCAUCUCCCAACCGAGUCCGCGACCCUGGAUCCUGUCUCCCAAACCGAGCACAAAUUAUCACACGGUGGUCCGGCACCCCACACCCCAGCUCGUGCAAAUGCCACCUCCAGUACAGCCGCCACGUCCCCGUAUGCGACCGUACACGCCUCGGCUCAUGCCUCGUCCUCGACCUCUCCCCCGACCCCACCGGCUCCCCCGCCCCUCGCGGUCGAGGAGUUGAAGCGGGUCCGGUUCCGCAUGGCAACCCUCAAGGUCGUAUACCCUAUUAAUGGACCUAACGGCCCGAUAGCACCUUAUGAAGAAUCUCGGACGAGGAAAAGGUCAGUCAAAGGGGAUCGAUGGACUCGUUAGGCAGCUGAUCGUAGAACAAAGUGGGGCGGUCUCGAAAGCUAAACCCGAUUGCGACGACUCCGCAGAAUCAAUUUCGCGCAUCGCGCAUCGCAGCAAUUGAAAGCGUCUGAAGGGGGCGAUGCCAAGGGUUGGACAGGGGAAGCGCUCGGCAAGUUGUACGCCGAAUGUUGUCGCACGAGGGAGGAGAGGCCCAACGAGAGGCUCAGGCGGAUCUUUGUGGUGCGUAGGCUGCUGGAACCGUACCUCGUGGGGUGUGAACUCGCUGACAAGCAUCUCAUUGAAAAGGACCACCCCGCGGCGCCUCCUCGAGUGUUGGAUCUGACAAACGAACCACUGACGCAUGGAGCCGUCGAAGCGCUGUCGGAUCUGCUGAGCGUCGAUUUUGGGCUCAAGAAGUUGGUCCUGGAGAACUGUGGGAUAGACAACGAUGUACGUACCUUAACGACAGGUGUUCAUCUGUCGAGGCGAACACCUGGAUUGAGUUUUGUAUGACCAACCUUCCACAGAGCAUCCGGCCUCUCGUCCACGCUCUGCUCGUCUCGGGCUCUAUCCCCACCAUCAGUCUCGCCAACAACCGUCGGAUACGCAACAAGGGCUGGAAAUACCUCGCCAUCUUUAUGCGCAAGGCUAGCUUCUUGCGCUAUAUCGACCUAUCCGAGAACGUCGUCGAUCGCAAGACGACCGAGUUUAUCGUGCAGUCCUUGGUACCCCAUACGAUUGCGUCAAUGCCUUCUGUCCCCGUCAAUGGGCUCGAUUCCGGCCCCCCGGUCAACGGUCACGAGCCGAAUCCGGAGGGGGGUGUUCGGGGGAGGAUAAGGACUUGCCCGACCAGCCACCAAGAGAGACGGAAACCGAGCCUGAGGCCGAAAAGGAGGAACACGAGGAAGCGGGCGAUGAGGAAGGGGAACUCGACGACGAACUGCAACCGACGUUCUCGGUUGCACCGUUAUUGAAGGAGGAUCCGACGAAUCGGGCGGGGUCGGUCGUUUCGAUGCGAUUGGAGAACUGUGGGCUUAAAGGGGCGACGUUGGAGGCCUUGGGUGAGUGUAUGCGAGCGAUGGUCGCUAAAUUGUGGUCUGAGCUGAGCAUGACGACUCUUCUCCUUUGAAGCCCAUGGAAUCCGCUCAUCGACACUCAAGCACCUUUCAAUUCGCCGCAAUCGGAUACAACCUCUCGGCGGCGUCGCACUGGCCAUCAUGAUUCGCGACUAUCCCAUCGCCGCCGACCACCAUUCUGAACAGGACCAGAAUUCGCCAUCCAUGCUCUCCUCUCCGACGAUCACCAAUCCGCUGAGCUUGUUCGAAGGCGGCAACUCGGUCACGGCGCGACUGGCGCUGCGCGAACCCUUCACAAAACGAACACCGCCCUCGAAUGCGCCCUCGAAUGGAGUUGCUACUGCCCCUGCGUCGUCGACGACCGAACCCGAAGGCUUUGGACGCGUGAUCACCAAUGGGCACGGUCCCUCCGAGGCGACGCUCAAGUUGCGGAGACAGAUAGAGGAGCUGCCCCGUAUGGGCUCGCUGUUGACCCUCGACGUCAAAAACAACGAUCUGCGCCACGGGGUGACGUACGUCGCCCAGGUGCUCAAGCGCAAUCGUACACUCAAGGUGCUGAACCUGAGCGAGAACAAGAUCGAUAUGCAAGGGCUGGUCGCAAUUGCGGAAGCACUGGUACGUUUACUCUGGAGCAUGCAGCGCAGGAGGUGUGCUGAUCUGUGUUGGUGAUGCGAUAGAAAUACAACAAUACGCUCGAGACGCUAGACCUGAGCUACAACCCCUGUUGUGGACCUAGUCUCGAAGGGGUACGUCGUCGGGUCCAGCCCGCGCAAGCUGAUUUGCACGAACGUAGACGAUUGACCGUUUUUGGUUCGCAGAUUACCUCCCUUCGGACGGCCAUCACCAUCAACUCGAAUCUGAAACGGGUCUUUCUCAACCAUACCGACCUCACCUCGGAGGGAGCGAUCGCACUCAGUGAAUUCCUCCCCGAGGCGCGAUCGCUCAUCCACCUCGAUCUGACGGGCAACAAUAGCAUCGACAUCGCCGGCGUCAUGGCCCUGUCGGUGUCGGUCAAGAUGAACACGACCUUACGAUGCCUUGACCUCAACAUCCCGCCGAACGACCCCGACUUUGCUCGAUUGUCGCAGGACAUCCUCCAGUGCUGUAUUCGCAAUACCGAACAGGCGCAGGAGGAAGCCGCUUCGGGGGGCAAGACGAUCACGAUCGCGGCGCCGAUCUUGAAGUCGGCCGUGGCGAGGGACCUCAAGGAACGCCAGGAGGCGCAGCAACGCCAAGAACGACGCCGGGAGAUGCAGGCACGAUCCAAGGACGAGAUCGUGCAGGCCGCUGAGGGGGUGAGGGACGUCCUGGCGGAUAUGUUGGCCGUCGAUGAAGAGUUGGCCAGGACGGGGGUGAUCGUACAACCUGCAGAGGUCGUGCGGGACUCGCUCGUGCAAGCUCAACUCGCUGAGGCGCAGUUGGCCGAGGCGAUCGCGGCAACGAGACCCGGUGAUCAGAAAGGUCAGUUCGAGUGUCCGAGACGCUGAUCGGUCUGCCGAACUGACGAAUUGUACCUGUAGACCGCGCCGUGCUUCUCGGAGACGCCUUGUCCGCCCUGCUCGAUCGGGCCAAAGCAUUGUACGAACCCAAGGUCGCUCCCCCCACUUCUCAGGCUACACCCACAGGUACCGUCGAGGCCGAGUCAACUAACUUUGUACUCGACGAUUCCGAUUCCGAGGAUGACGAUCCGGCGCCCGCGACCUCCAAUCCCGAGACAGGGGAAGCUACCUCAAAGGCGACCAACGUUGCCGCCCCGAAUGGAGAUGUCGUAAACGAGGACGACAAUGAAAUGUCGAUCAAAACGCCGCUCGAAUUCCAAUCGCGUUCGCUGACGCUCGAAGAAGGCGAGAUCUUUCGCAAGGGUUCCGCUCUGGGAACGGGUCAAGUCGACGACGACGACGACGAAUUGGACCACGUUAGUGGGGAAGAGUUGAAGAAGGAGAUCAUGGAAGCGACGGUCGAGAGGCCCUCUCGGGGAAGCUUCGAGGAGCGACCUAGUGUAUAG